AUGCAAGGUGUGAGCCAGGUGUGCGGGGGACGACUCCAGACUCCCAGCAUCAGCACCGGGCCUGACAUCACCGCCCGCGCUGACAUCACGCCCGCCGCCCCUGCGCGGUGCACCCGCGGCCCCUCCCGCUCCCCGCGCCUCCUUUCCGGCCUCCGCCUAACACCCGACCCGGGACCCCAGCAGGGCCGCAUCACCCCUCACCUGUCCCCAUCAACCUCACCUGUCGCCAAAACCCUCAUCGUCCCACUCCCGGGAUGUCCCUGUCACGCCUUCCUGACCCCAUCAGCCGCACCUGAGUCCUCACUCCAGCCUCCUGAGCAGGUUGGUGAUGGUAGCCAGGACUUGAAGAUCCUGGAGAACUGCCUGGCUCCGAAUUCUUUUUGUGGUGGAACAGUAAGUUCUAGACAAGCCCAGAAGCAAACUCAGGAAGCAGGCUCCACCCCCGAGGUUACCAUGGAUCCAGAACCCGUAGAACUUGAGGAAAUAGCUGGAGAUGAAACUGUGGACCUUACGUGGGAAUCAUUAGAGCCUGUGGUCAUCGACCUGACUCACGAUGACUCUGUCAUGGUUGUUGAAGAGAGAAGGCAGCCAAGGAAAAUGAUGAGGAACCAGCACGGGCACCACGCGGAGCUGUCCAGGGACAGGGAUGCGUAUGUCACCACACAUGCUCCCCGAAGUGCCGGGGACGAGGGUGCUACAGGACUGAGGCCCUCCGACAUUGUCAGCUGUCCCAUCUGCAUGGAUGGAUACUCAGAGAUUGUGCAGAACGGACGUCUCACUGUCUCUACAGAGUGUGGCCAUAUCUCCUGUACCCAGUGCCUCCGGAACUCCCUAAAGAAUCCUAACACUUGCCUGUCUUGUAGGAAGAAGAUCAGCCACAAACGGCACCACCCCACUUAUAGAUAA
This is a messenger RNA of Chinchilla lanigera (long-tailed chinchilla), 906 nucleotides long. RefSeq names its product E3 ubiquitin-protein ligase RNF4-like. Lineage: Eukaryota; Metazoa; Chordata; Mammalia; Rodentia; Chinchillidae. The transcript has 4 exons. Gene Ontology annotation, biological process: positive regulation of transcription by RNA polymerase II. Gene Ontology annotation, molecular function: transcription factor binding. The record is from RefSeq and is a predicted model, not a curated record. The coding region runs from base 1 to 906 and encodes 301 amino acids.